Molecule: messenger RNA, 891 nt
Organism: Vigna angularis (adzuki bean)
Lineage: Eukaryota; Viridiplantae; Streptophyta; Magnoliopsida; Fabales; Fabaceae
Product: 50S ribosomal protein L11, chloroplastic
Exons: 4
Coding region: 101-763 (220 amino acids)
Biological process (GO): translation
Cellular component (GO): ribosome; large ribosomal subunit
Molecular function (GO): large ribosomal subunit rRNA binding; structural constituent of ribosome
Source: RefSeq, a predicted model, not a curated record
CGGACGACGCCGUAUCAAUAUAUCUUCUCCAGCCUUAUCGUUUAUCUGCCAUCCAUCAAUUCGAGUUCCGUUUCUGCAUUUAGUCACCAACGACCCUACAAUGGCCUCAAGUCUUACAACCUGUUCAUCGUUGUGUUCCUCUUCUUCUUCAUUCUUUUCCACUUCUGUCAAAUUCUCCUUAAACUCGAAUAGAAUUUCUCUUCCGUUUCGUGGAAACAAAACCCCUCUUCCCACUCCUUCUCCUUCCGCCCCAAUUCGAAGGCGCUUCAAUGUCAUUGCUAUGGCUCCCCCUAAACCCGGUGGGAAGGCCAAGAAAGUGGUUGGAAUUAUAAAGCUGGCUCUUGAAGCUGGGAAGGCUACACCCGCUCCUCCCGUUGGCCCUGCUCUUGGAUCCAAGGGUGUCAAUAUUAUGGCUUUUUGCAAGGAUUACAAUGCUAAAACCGCCGAUAAGCCCGGUUAUGUCAUUCCCGUGGAGAUCACAGUCUACGACGAUAAAAGCUUUACUUUCAUAUUGAAGACCCCACCUGCUUCGGUUCUACUUCUUAAAGCCGCUGGGGUGGAAAAGGGUUCAAAAGACCCCAAGGCGGAAAAGGUAGGAAAGAUCACAAUUGAUCAAUUGCGUACAAUUGCUACAGAAAAGCUGCCGGACUUGAAUUGCUCGACUAUAGAAUCAGCUAUGAGAAUUAUAGCUGGCACUGCAGCAAAUAUGGGGAUUGUGGUUGAUCCUCCAGUUCUUGAACCGAAACAGAAGGAACUUGUGUAGUAAAGUUUCGGUUUGGCCAAGUGUAUGACGGUUUUCUGUGCCUAACUAUUUUGCCUGUACAAAAUCACGCAGGACAUUGUUUAGUGAACAUGUUUUUUCAGUAAACAGCGAGUGAAACAUUUCUUUAA